AUGUCCGCCCAGGUGUACCCGCCCCAGACGUACCGCAUGGCACCGGCGCCACCCGCGGGCCAGCCGCAGCGCAAUCGCCAUCCCCUCAACCCCGUCUACAGCAACGCCGGCGCCGGCAGGCAGUACGUAGCGCAGGCUACGCCGCCGAAGCCGCCCAAGGACCCGCCGCUCCCGAGGCAGAACAGCAAGACCCUGCCCCCAUCACCCCCGAAGAUCAUCCUCGACCACUCAGGCGGCCUCCAGUUCCAGCGCAUCGGCUUCCUGGGCGAGGGCGGGUUCGCCCGCGUCUACGAGGUCAAGGACCACCGCGGCGUGCUCUCGGCAUGCAAGGUCGUCACCAAGACCUCGCUCAAGACGAAGAAGGCCAAGACGAAGCUCUAUGCCGAGAUCAAAAUCCACAAGUCCCUCUCCCACCCAAACAUCGUCAAGUUCCAGGAAUGUUUCGAGGACGCCGACAACGUUUACAUGACCCUCGAACUCUGUCACAACGGUUCCCUCAUGGAUAUGCUCCGCCGUCGCAGGCGCUUCACCGAGCCAGAAGCCCGCUACUACAUGGUGCAGCUCAUCGGCGCUUGCCACUACAUGCACACCCACUCAGUCAUCCACCGUGACCUUAAGCUCGGAAACCUCUUCCUCGACGCGAAGAUGAAUAUCAAAGUCGGCGACUUCGGUCUCGCUGCGCUCAUCGAGAGUCCAGGAGAGCGUAAGAAGACUAUCUGUGGCACACCCAAUUAUAUUGCCCCCGAAGUGCUCUUCGACACGGCCAAUGGGCAUAGUUUCGAGGUCGAUACAUGGUCGAUAGGUGUCAUUAUGUACACCCUCGUCAUUGGCAAGCCGCCUUUCCAGACCAAAGACGUCAAGGCCAUCUACAAGCGCAUUCGUGACAACGAUUACGAGUUCCCGGAGGAGAAGCAGGUCUCUGCGGACGCUAAAACCUUGGUCCAACAGAUUCUCAUCAACGACCCGCAACUGCGGCCGACACUACAUGAGAUCGUGGACCACGACUUCUUCACGCAGGGCACUGUUCCCGCGUUCAUCCCACCCACGGCCGCAGACAGUGCGCCAGACUUUAGGUACAUCACCCGCCCAGUGAGCAAGGAAAACCUGAAGCGCCUGCGCCGGCAAUGCUUGCUCGACGAGGACCAGACGACGUCUAUUGCGCUGCCGAAGGGCUCCAGCCAGCAAAGCGCGCCUACACAGAAGACGGUUACGUCCAGCAUCGCCGAGCAGGAGAAGGAGUUCCAGCGCGCCGUGCUGCCCGGAUCGCCCAUCUCGGCGCUUCUCAGCUCCGCGAGGCAGCCCCUGAUGAUGGGCACAGGCUCUGCGGCCCCACGCGAGUCCCCUCUGUUCCGCAAGCUGCAGGCCGCCGCUGCGGCAACAGCAGGCAAGGAGACGCCGCGGAAGGGCCACCUGCGCAACAUCUCCGAGGAGGACGACGCGAACGCGGCGCUCCGGCGCGAGGACGAGCUGCGGCAGAAGGAGCUCGAGUCGCAGAAGGCACGUAUCGUCGCGCAGAUGGCGCCGGAGAGGGUCGAGGUGGAGGAGCGUGAGAACAUCGCGCCUGCGGUGUUCGCGCACAAGGAAAAGGCUUCGGGCGACUUGUAUGGGUCCGGGAUGCCGGCGCGAUCGACGUCCCGGUUGGCCACUGAGCAGACGCGCCCGGCGGGCAACUUGGCGAGGGCGCUUGAUCCUGCGGCAAGGCAGCUGCCAUCUUCGGCGGCGGAUCCUGUGAUGAGGCCGGUGAAGCAGACGGCGGCUAUGAACGGCGCUAGUUCUCGCUCGCGUCCUGGCAUGACGAACAUGCCGCCGCCAGGCCAAUCGAUCCGCCCAACGCACACGGCGACAUCGUCCACAUCGUCGCUGUCUUCUACGACGAAUCAACUAUCGAAGCUCAGCGGCUUCGAUGCGGCGGCGUAUGUGCUCACUCUCGCGUUCGAUGCGCGGAACAAAGGGCGGGUCUUCCGCGACCCACGCCCGGAUCCCCAUCUCCCGGUGCCCGAUGAACAGGUCUUCAUCGUAUCCUGGGUGGACUACUGCAACAAGUACGGGAUGGGCUACGCGCUCACGGACGGAAGUGUGGGGGUGCACUUUAACGAUACGACGACUAUGAUAUUGAGUGCUGACAAGGAGCAUUACGACUACAUCACGACGCGGCACGGGGGACAGUACUACGUGCGCAAGUCGUUCUCAGUGAACGACCCGCCGCAGGACAAGGACAUGAAGGCGAAAGUCUACUUGUUGAAGCACUUUGAGCAGUAUAUUAUGGGUCGGCUCUACGGGGCCUACGACUACACGUACGAGGACGUCGACCGUAAGACGGGCAUGGAGUGGGUGCGGCAGUACCUGCGCAUGAAGCAGGUCAUCGUCUUCAAGCUCAGCCAUGAUGUCAUCCAGUUCAACUUCUACGACCACUCGAAGCUCGUGCUGUCGAGCUCGGGCCUGCUCGUGACGCAGAUCGACAAGAACUACAACAUGCAAAAGUGGACGCUGCGGGAUAUAAUGGCGGCGAGCUUGAGGCCCGGCGCCGAGAGCGACCGCACUACGCAGCGGCUGAUCGAGAAGCUGCGCUACUGCCGUGAGGUGCUCCUGAGCAUCCAGACGGCGGCAGGGCAGGGCGGCGCGGUGGAGCCCGGCGCACUUGGAGCGUUAUGA
Schizophyllum commune H4-8 is the source of this 2652-nucleotide messenger RNA. RefSeq names its product Pkinase-domain-containing protein. The record is from RefSeq and is a predicted model, not a curated record. Gene Ontology annotation, biological process: regulation of protein localization to mitotic spindle pole body; mitotic cell cycle; protein phosphorylation. Gene Ontology annotation, cellular component: spindle pole; cytoplasm; spindle pole body. The transcript is spliced from 7 exons. Gene Ontology annotation, molecular function: protein binding; ATP binding; protein kinase activity. NCBI's taxonomy places the organism in Eukaryota, Fungi, Basidiomycota, Agaricomycetes, Agaricales, Schizophyllaceae. Bases 1 to 2652 code for a protein of 883 amino acids.